GACGCGGCUGACGCCAGGGCGGUGGGGCGGGCCGAGGGAGGCGGUAAGAUGGCGGCGGCCGCCUGAUGCCGCCUCCUCCGCCCCCGUCGCCGCUGAAGAGGCGGUGGCAGCAGCGCCCGUGUCCCGGCCCGCCCCACCCCGCCGCGCCGCAGCCCUCCCCCGCCGCGGGCCGCCCGGCCAUGUAGACGGGGCGGCGCGGCCGCCUUUCCCCGCGCAGCCGCCCCUCCGCCGUCGGGCGCCAUGGAGGACGUCGGCUCGGGCGUGAACGCGGACGCGGAGGUGCGGAAGCUGCAGGAGCUGGUGAAGAAGCUGGAGAAGCAGAACGAGCAGCUCCGCAGCCGCCACGGCGCCCUGCCCGCCGGCCCCGCUAGCCCCAAGCGCCUCCAGGGCGGCGGGCCCUCCCCGUCGCCCCCCGCCGCCUCCCCGCCCGACGGCCGCUGCCUCAGCCCCAGGGCCGCCGCCCGCCGGCCGCCCCCCGAGGAGCCCGGUGGCGGCGCGGCCGGCGAGGAGGGCAACGGCCUCCUGGACGACGCGGCGCUGCUCAGGCCGGAGGAGCUGGAGCGGUUGGCCGGCUGCGAGGAGGACGAGACCGGCUGGUUAUAUAUGUCCCCAAAGAAGAAACUGACUCCAGUGGAAAAAUGUGUCAGUCCAUUAGUUUGGUGCAGGCAGGUAUUGGAUUACCCAAGUCCUGACGUUGAAUGUGCUAAAAAGUCGCUGAUCCACAGGCUGGAACAGACAAUGUCAGCUCUCAAGAGACAGAGUUUGUACAGCAGCCCUUUCAGUGCGGUCAGUUAUGCGAGCUCCUAUAGUCCAAAUACGAGUAGUCCCUACAGCAGUGGUUUCAACUCUCCCUCCUCAACACCAGUGAAAUCUGCUUUAGUGAAACAGCUCAUACCUCCCAGUACCUCAGGUCAUCUUAAAAGUUCAGCGGAUAGAAAUCCUCCACUAAGUCCACAGUCCUCUCUGGACAGUGAAUUAAGUGCAUCAGAGAUGGAUGAAGACUCUAUUGGGUCUAAUUACAAGCUAAAUGAUGUUACAGAUGUGCAAAUUUUAGCAAGAAUGCAGGAAGAAAGCCUCCGGCAAGAGUACGCGGCAUCUGCUUCUCGGCGUAGUUCUGGGUCUUCUUGCAAUUCUACGAGGCGAGGCACGUUCAGCGAUCAGGAGCUCGACGCGCAGAGUUUAGAAGAUGAAGAAGAUGGCACACAUCACUCGGUGCACCCUGCUGUUAACAGGUUCUCACCAUCACCUCGCAGUUCUCCCUGGCCUUCACCAAAACAAUCUCCAAGGAAUUCACCUCGCUCCCGAUCACCUGCUCGAAGCAUAGAAUACAGUAGAGUGUCACCCCAACCUAUGAUUAGCCGUUUACAGCAACCUCGUCUUUCGCUUCAAGGCCAUCCUGCAGAUCUGCAGACGAGUAAUGUCAAAAGUGAAGAAAAACUAAGGCGUAGUCUUCCAAACUUGUCCAGGACAUCUAGCAUCCAAGCUGAGUCUGUGAAAAACAGUAGAAGUGACUCAAACUUCCAAGUGCCAAAUGGAGGAAUACCUCGCAUUCAACCUCAAGCAUCAGCCACUCUGCAAAGGCAGAAAAAUUUGCCUCGUGCUGCCUUCAAAACCAAACAGUUUCUUCAAACUCCAUCUACAAAAGGAGUACCUUCUUCAAGUAAAUUCCGCUCACCUGCAGCACCGUCUCCCCUAGCUCUCCGACAACCAUUGAAAGCAUUUAGUAACCAUGGACCCGGUUCAUUUGCUUCUCCAGAAGCCACACAGCUGACACACAGUAGUUCUUCACCAGGGCCUCUUGCAGCCCAGAGUUCAGGCUUGCCAAGCCCUGCCAGCAGUAUUAACAGUACUACUCUUACCAGACCGGCAGGGACAGCAGGGAUGAGAAGUGGUUUGCCCAGACCCAGUGCCCCUUCUGCAGGGGGCAUCCCAGUGCCUCGUAGCAAACUUGCACAGCCUGUUCGCAGAUCAUUACCUGCUCCCAAAACCUAUGGCAAUGUGAAAGACGAGAGUUGGAAAGAUGGCUGCUACUGAACUGCAAAGUUUAAUGCAAAGUUCCAGUACUCAUGGAUGCUUCCUCACCGGGCUCAAAGACAGCUUGAUUAUACAAACUGUUCAGAUGUGACUUUUGGGAUUUGUAAAAAUUCCAGACCUCUCUGUCUCUAUUAGCACAAACUGGCAGAGAUUAUAAAGCAGCACUUUAAUGACAUCUAACAUCAGAUGUUUGGUGGUCAUACAAUCACUUCUACAUUAAAUUGCUAUCAGCUCUGGGGGUUUUUUCUUGCUUGCUAAAAAUGUAUCAAUAUGAGCAUUUAUGACAGUGGCCAGUGUCUGGGCAAAAACCUAACGAAUGCCAAAGAAAUGCCCAUCUUGAAAAAAAAAGCAAGUAUAACAGUCAAUUUACAUUGUCCAGAACUUCAUUUUCAGCCUGUUUUAAUUCAGCAGAAAAAUUGGUGAAUAUGUACUAUUGAAACAAGGCUACGUUAAUCAGAACUAAUAUUCUGAUUGCAGACUGCUACACUGCUAGUGAAGCAUUGCUUUUCACAGUUAUACGACAUUCUCAUUGGGGACAGUGGUACGUACAUCCUUCAGAAAGAAUCAGAAGUUACUCUGGAGGAUUAGGCAGAACAGUAAGUAGUGGCCAUGGCUCUUAUUAACAUGAGAGGCUUGAAUGUAGCAGACACACACAAAUGCAAUAGUAUAGAUUGCAUCUUUCCUAUGUUGAUUUAUCAGUUUCACAUGCUCUUGUAUGUUUGAUUGCCAAAAGGGCUUAGUAUCAGUUGUACAAUCUUUCUGACUUCAAAGUUCCUGGCUCAGGAAAGAUGGCCUUUGCUAUUGUAGCCACAUUUUUAACACAUGGCUCGCUAUUCGGGGAAAACAUUUUUUUAUAGCAGGUUUCCUUACAAAGGAAAGAGUAAGUUGUAUGUUAAUUUGUUCUAAUACCAUAUCACUAUGCUUGCAGCCUGGAGCAACUGUAAAUGCUGAUAGAUAAGGAGAAGGAAACACAACUAUGCACUUGUAACAUACAAAUUCUAAGGUAAUGAGUUGACUCUUGAUGCCAAAUGAUAUUCAUUUAGGUGAUGUUCCAUGGUAUGAGGGAGUUUUCUGUAUCCUAUUUUUUUACUUUCAUCCAUUUCUUAAAUUGGUUUAUUUUAAAUUGUAAAUAUUUUUACAGAAGAUAUUGCCCAUGUAAGUGUGUUGAAAUAUGUACUUUGCCUUACAUAUGUGUAUCUUACAUUACUGGUAACAGAGUAUGAAACCUGCUAUGUCUGUUUACAAGCUAUUAAAUUCCUCUGGUGGCUCUGA
Tyto alba (common barn owl) is the source of this 3306-nucleotide messenger RNA. It is a transcript of the gene SLAIN2, whose product is annotated as SLAIN motif family member 2. Gene Ontology annotation, cellular component: microtubule plus-end. The record is from RefSeq and is a predicted model, not a curated record. Gene Ontology annotation, biological process: positive regulation of microtubule polymerization; microtubule nucleation; cytoplasmic microtubule organization. The coding region runs from base 241 to 2034 and encodes 597 amino acids. Lineage: Eukaryota; Metazoa; Chordata; Aves; Strigiformes; Tytonidae. The transcript has 9 exons.